GAUUCUCCACUUUGAAUGACGGAGCAGGACUUUCUGGAUGGCUGGUAACACUCUCUCUAUGGCCCUGGACGAGGCUGCCGUUGCCUCUUUUUGCAGCUGGCGGCUCAUUGCGCUGUGGGGGCCGUGACGAUUCCGCUGACGCGCCACUAGCCGCACCACCCAGGAGACAGAAGAGAGCGACCGAGCGGGGCUGGACACCGGACUCUUUCUUCUCCUCCUUCCUCUUCUAAACGCGGACGGACGGCUUUUUGUCCACCUGCAAGUCGAUAUUUACGCAGCAAUCAAAGCGGCAGCAUCACCCCCGACUCCCCAGCAGCCAUGGAGGUACCAGGCUUGGCGCACAAUAUCACCAGCCCGUUAAGUCCCUGCGAGGGGAUGAUCAAGGACCUGAGUCUGGAUUCCAUACAGUUAUGCGAAAGAGACGAUAGCAAAUCCCAGGAUGGCAGCAUGGAAGAACUCCCUGUUCCUCAGAACAUCAAAAUCAGCAACAUCACUUGUGACUCCUUUAAGAUCUGCUGGGAUAUGGAGGCGCGCAGCAAGGAACGCAUUACACACUACUUCAUUGACCUGAAUAAGAAGGAGAACAAAAACUCAAACAAGUUCAAACACAAGGACGUUCCCACCAAGCUCGUGGCCAAGGCGGUGCCCCUGCCCAUGACAGUCCGGGGCCACUGGUUCCUGAGCCCCCGCACAGAGUACACUGUGGCCGUCCAGACUGCGUCCAAGCAGACCGACGGGGACUACACCGUCUCCGAGUGGAGCGAGAUCAUUGAGUUCUGCACUGCCGAUUACUCUACGGUUCAUCUAAACCAGCUGCUGGAGAAGGCCGAAGUCAUUGCCGGGCGGAUGCUGCGGUUCUCUGUUUUCUACAGGAACCAGCAUAAAGAGUACUUCAAUCACGCCAGGGAGGCGCAGGACAACCAGAUGAUGCCGUCGGUGAAAGACAACAGCGGCAGUCACGGCUCGCCCAUCAGCGGCAAGCUGGAGGGAAUCUUCUUCAGCUGCAACACAGAGUUCAACACCGGCAAGCCACCGCAGGACUCCCCCUACGGCCGCCUUCGCUUCGAGGUGCGGGCCGACGUGCUCUUCAACCCCGACACCAACCUGUACUUCGGAGACUUCUACUGCAUGUACACGGCCUACCAUUACGUCAUCCUGGUCUUGGCGCCGAGGGGCUCCAGGGGCGACGACUUCUGCAAGCAGAGGCUGCCCGCCCUCGACAUCGGCAAUAACCGCUUCCUGACCUGCAAGCAGGACGAAGAGGGCGGCCUGGUGUUUCACCACGCCCAAGAUGUCAUCCUGGAGGUGAUCUACACGGAGCCCGUGGACCUGGCUCUGGGCACGGUGGCGGAGAUCAGCGGGCACCAGCUCAUGAGUCUGUCCACAGUAAACGCCAAGAAGGACCCCAGCUGCAAGACGUGCAACAUCAGCGUGGGACGCUAAAAAAACAAAAGCAAAAAAAGGGAGCCCAAAGUCCAGGAGGGGGAGAGAGGGACUUGAUUUUUUUGACUGACCCCAUCCACACAAACGGAAGGAAGGCCACAAGGACCCACGAAGCAGGCGAACACGUGCAUGAAGCAGCAGAUUUAUAAGGCUCAUUGCUCCCCGUCAACACCGAAAACCGUCAUUCCCAAAGAUCAAAGAAAAAAAAAAAAAACACCCUUGAAUCAUCAUCAUCCAAUAAAGGUAAAAACACCAUCAUCACGUAGUUCAUAUUUGUGUACUGACCAAACCCUUUAACUGUACUAAAAGUCUGCUUCUAUUAACCUUUAUGCUUUUUUUUUUAAAUUAUAUAAUGAUCCAUGUUAUAUUAACAAUCUUAGCCUCUGUGUUACUGAUGCACUGUUAACUAGCAAUUGAGACUCUGAAUUCGCAUUCCAUAUCUAUCAUUUCAAUUGAUUAAUUUAGAUCUCUACUUACCUCCUACUAGUGGCACGGACUGGUACUACAGUUUUCUAGGGCUGCAACACUCUCAAUCAGUUUCAUUUAAUUUCUUUUAUACCAAAGGAAUUAAAACCUGGACGUUAAAUCGCGGUGGAAUCCGAACCGUACUAAUGCAACAAUCUCUCCGUGUGUAUCCACAAGGUCUUUAGGUGACAAACUGUGAGCAAUUUAUUAAAUUAAAAAAAAAAAAAAAAGACAACAAAAAACAGCAUGAUGCAGUUCUGUGCAGCACGAGUGUUGAAGCUGUCAGCACCUCCACCAUAUUUCAUCAUCACUGAAAAAAGAAAAUAGAACCAUGAAAUGUGUUUUUUGCAGAAUAAAUGUGAAAAAAUAUUUAUUUUUAUUGAUACACUCAUAUAUAUAUAUAUAUAUAUAGAGAGAGAGAGAGAGAUGGAUAUAAAUACAUAGAAAACUAUAUAAACCAGAAGUGCACAAUCUCAAAAGCUCAUAUCCUUGUCAACAUGGACAUUUCAAGGGGAGGGGGCAACUUCAUAUAGGCAGGGGGGGAAAAAAGUAGAUUUCAAACUCAACUUGCACUAUGACGCCUACGUUCACUGCAUAUGUUUCAAGAUCAACAUCUAAAUCGGAUGAUCAUAAUUUAGAUGACCUAUGAAAAUAUGAAUGCAUAUCAUAGCACAAUGUAGGACAAAAAAACACGACAUGCACAAACACUGCUGGAUUGUCUUGCUGAUUUACAUUGACGCUUAUUUCAGGUUUUUUUUUUUUUUUUCUCCAUAAGACAGCACUUUGAUAAUGCAGUUCCCACAUCAACUACGAUGAAGGAAAAUUUUUUUGGUAUAAGGGAAGGAAGUGAGUAGUAAAGUGCUGUAAUAUACAUGAAGUCUUCACAAAUUAGUUGAAUGUAACUAAGGUUGCUUCAUUGUUGACAUGGUAACUGUGCUAAAAUGGCUACGACAGGGUUAUGAAAAAGUGUCCUAAAUGGUGGGGAUGAAAAAAAACAACAAAAAAAACAGAUCCAGAUCCAGUGUUCAUUCAGAGUGUCAGCGAUUUUUGGUCAUUCAGUUUUCUUCAUGUAAAGUGCAUUUACAUUACGAGCAUGGAAUAAAACAAGACCCAUUGGCAUCAAAGCAAUUAAAAGAAAGGGAAAAAAAAAAGAGUUGUGCUGAACUAAAUAAAAAAACAAAACAAAAAAAAGUCCCACUGUGAAUAACUCAACUUGCUUUGGUUGAGUCUUGUUUACUGAGCAGAGCCUCCAGUAGGCGGAGCUUCGCCUUGAGGUUCUUGUACUGGCAGUACUCCUCCGCCAUUGGUCCACGGUCCUCCUUCUGACAGACCCUGUUAGCGAGACACGCAGGUGAGAUGAUGCAAAAACGGCAAAAACCUUUUCUUUUCUUUUCUUCUUUUGUUUUUCGAAGUUUCGAAACAAACUGCAGCAGCUUCCACGACUGGUUGAUGGUCUCUAUGUUGCCUUACUCAGAUAGCUUUGUACAGUGUGUGUAUUGUAUUCAACAACUAACUGUAUUUACUUUGGAGGACUAACAUGUACAGUGCAAAAGGAUGUGUACAGUUCAGAACAAACGUCUGUCUCUGUCUCCUUCUUGAGCUCUCUCUGCUGGGUUAACGUUAAAUGGGUGUACAUUACACUGUUGUACCAUUGCGAUGGUUUUUCUUCUUUUUGUGGAUGUCUUUUGUUUUGUCACAAGGCAAAAAAAAA
This is a messenger RNA of Xiphophorus couchianus (Monterrey platyfish), 3619 nucleotides long. RefSeq names its product phytanoyl-CoA hydroxylase-interacting protein-like. The record is from RefSeq and is a predicted model, not a curated record. Gene Ontology annotation, molecular function: protein binding. NCBI's taxonomy places the organism in Eukaryota, Metazoa, Chordata, Actinopteri, Cyprinodontiformes, Poeciliidae. The transcript is spliced from 6 exons. Gene Ontology annotation, cellular component: cytoplasm. Bases 319 to 1443 code for a protein of 374 amino acids.